This is a messenger RNA of Lodderomyces parapsilosis, 834 nucleotides long. RefSeq lists its product as uncharacterized. The transcript has a single exon. NCBI's taxonomy places the organism in Eukaryota, Fungi, Ascomycota, Pichiomycetes, Serinales, Debaryomycetaceae. The record is from RefSeq and is a predicted model, not a curated record. The coding region runs from base 1 to 834 and encodes 277 amino acids.
AUGGUGUGUAUCGAAAACUUCUUGACCCCUAAACAAACGUCGCAACUUUUGAACCAAGCGAAGAAGUUACUUGCACAAUGCGACUUAUCCAACCACCCCAAGACAACAUUCAAGACUUCAGACGAUGACCAUAUUGGGGAUCGAUACUUUUACGAAUCGGCUGACAAGAUAUCUUAUUUUUUUGACACUGAUGCUUUUGAUGUAGAUGGUAAUUUGACAAUUGAACUUUCGAAAGCAAUAAAUAAAAUUGGCCAUGGUCUUCAUAUUGACGACCCAUUGUUUGAAGAAAUCACCUUUGAUGAUAAAGUGAAAGCAAUCGCUCGGGACUUGAAGUUUGUUGAGCCACAAGUUUUACAAAGUAUGUGUAUUUUCAAACAGCCGGUAGAUAACAAAAGCACUGAACGUGAUAAUGCAGUUCCACCACAUAAUGAUGCCACUUUCCUAUUCACAGAUCCACAGACUGCUAUUGGGUUCUGGAUUGCUUUGGAAGACUGCACUGAGGAAAAUGGCUGUUUAUCGUAUAUACCAGGCACACACAAGACAUACCCAGUAUCGAAAAGGUUUGUGAGGAAAGAUGGCCUAAACCUGGGAUGCACAUUUGAACAAUUACAAAAAGAUAAACCAGUGGAAGGAAAGUACAAAUUGGUACCAUGCGAAGCAGGAUCUUUGAUAUUGAUUCACAAUUCUGUUCUUCAUAAACUGGAAAAGAACAAGAGCGACAAGUCCAGAUACGCUUAUGCGUUCCAUGUUAUUGAUGGAGUUGCCAAGUAUGAUGAGAAAAACUGGUUGCAAGUGCCUUAUGAAGGUGGGUCAAACUUCCUGAGAUUGUAUUAG